AGUUAGGGUUUUUGUAAAAGUGCAACUUGGGCGAAGUAAAUUUCUCCAAGGUAAUCGCCAUGGCAGAACCCAUGGAGAACGGCCCCAGCAAUUGCAAUGGUGAGGCCGAGCAGGUGUGGGAGAGACCCUGGACACUGGAUGAGAUGCGAAAAAACAGCACAAACUGGUCUUUACCUGCAGAUUCUGGGCUUUUUCUCUACAUGCAAGACUUCUCUCAGUGGAUGUUGUCUAAGAUGCAUGAGAUCAAGAAGCAGUUGGAUGGCCUGAUUCGGGACACAAAAGCAACUGAUAGCUGCCUCCACACCGUCUUUAAUGACUUUCUUAUGCUUUCCAAUAUACAAUUUAUAGAAAAUAGGGUUUAUGAUGAAGAAGUUGAGGAGCCUGUCCCCAAAAUAGAGGCUCAGGAGAGACACCCUGAUCAGGAAAAAACACGAGAACAGAAAGAAGCCGAGCUGAUACCUAAAGUCCAGGAGGCAGUGAAUUAUGGUUUGAAGGUCCUGGAAUCUUCCUUUGAGCAACUGGAUGUGAAAGUAGGGAACUCAGACUCUGAGGAUGAGGAGGCAGCCGACAGAGUGGAGCCCAUUCUGGAACCCAAGGAUUUAUACGUAGACAAGCCACUACCGUACUUGGUUGGAUCUCAAGCUUUUAUGGAACAAGAUGAUGUUGGCCUGGGAGAUCUCUCCAGUGAGGAAAUGUCCAUCGACAGUGACAGGGAGAGUUUUGUUGAGAAUGAAGUGGAUAAAGAUCAGGAGGAACACUCUGAUGAGGAUUUUGACCAAGAAGGAGAAAGUCAAGGAAGCUUAAAGAAAAAGACAAUCAGUUCUGAUGAAGAGGAAGAAAAUGAAGAUUUUGACUUAUUUGGAGAAUCUGACAAAGAUAAAGAUGAAGCCAGAAGGGAUGGCGUGGGUCCAACAUCUUUUGUUGAUCAACUGGUUGCAAGAAUUAAAGACAGUAAAAAAAAGCCAGAUGCAGACUGUACAUCAUUGUCAUCAGGCACAUCUGUUACCAAAAGGAAAAACCAAGGAAAGAAACCGCCAGAGGCACAGGUGGAAGAUGAUGAUGAGCUGUUCAAGCCUUCAGAAAUGGAGGAUGAUGGUGGUCUCUUUGAUGAUGAUGUCUUCUACUUCAGUCAAUCUGUUGUGCUAACCCUGUUGUCCUAA
Messenger RNA from Neoarius graeffei (lesser salmon catfish), 1160 nucleotides. Its product is annotated as WASH complex subunit 2-like. Gene Ontology annotation, biological process: protein localization to endosome; retrograde transport, endosome to Golgi. Gene Ontology annotation, cellular component: early endosome; WASH complex. Lineage: Eukaryota; Metazoa; Chordata; Actinopteri; Siluriformes; Ariidae. Gene Ontology annotation, molecular function: retromer complex binding; phosphatidylinositol phosphate binding. The record is from RefSeq and is a predicted model, not a curated record.